AUGCAGCCUGUUAUGUCCCCCUUCGAAUAUCUUUCCUCCUUGUCCUCUAAGGGCGUUCACAAUCAACUCGUUCAGGCGCUGAAUGUAUGGAUCGGCGUGUCCCGUGAUGUCCUGUUGGCUACGCUGUCGAUCAUCCGCGACAUUCACAACAUCUCGUUGAUUCACGACCUCUUCCGGGUGAACCACGUAUCAGCGCCGACGGUCCCGGAAUACCUGAAGAUGAUCGACGGAAAAAGGGGGGCUUUAUUCCGCAUGACUGCGCGUCUCAUGAUUGCGCAAUCAUCCUCUCCGCACAAACCAGCCAAUCUUGGCCGACUGAUGAUCUUGUUUGGCCGAUACUUCCAGAUCCGCGAUGACUAUGCCAAGCUCGUGGUGGAUCAAGUAGGGCUCUCUCCAUCAUUUACAUCUAAUAUGUGUAUUUCCGCUCACCAUCUUGAUUGUACACAGUACCAAGACUCGAAAGGCUUCUGCGAGGACUUGGACGAAGACAAGUGGAGUUUAAUAUUGCUCCACGCACUUGAGAAUGCCAGCCUACAAAUCCGAUGUAUCAUCCAGAAUUUGCUGAUGCAGCGGCAUGCAAACGGUGCGGCCGCCCAGGGCCAUAAACAAUUGCUUCUCGGCCUUCUGCAGGAAACAGGGUCAUUACAUUACACUGCCGAAGCGCUGUGGAGGUCCGGGCAAUUGAGACGUCGACGGGCAAGCCAAACCUGGUGA
This is a messenger RNA of Aspergillus affinis, 714 nucleotides long. RefSeq names its product geranylgeranyl pyrophosphate synthetase. The transcript has 3 exons. The coding region runs from base 1 to 714 and encodes 237 amino acids. Gene Ontology annotation, biological process: isoprenoid biosynthetic process. The record is from RefSeq and is a predicted model, not a curated record. NCBI's taxonomy places the organism in Eukaryota, Fungi, Ascomycota, Eurotiomycetes, Eurotiales, Aspergillaceae. Gene Ontology annotation, molecular function: prenyltransferase activity.